Messenger RNA from Exophiala spinifera, 1695 nucleotides. RefSeq lists its product as uncharacterized. Gene Ontology annotation, biological process: regulation of DNA-templated transcription. The record is from RefSeq and is a predicted model, not a curated record. The coding region runs from base 1 to 1695 and encodes 564 amino acids. NCBI's taxonomy places the organism in Eukaryota, Fungi, Ascomycota, Eurotiomycetes, Chaetothyriales, Herpotrichiellaceae. The transcript has 3 exons. Gene Ontology annotation, molecular function: DNA-binding transcription factor activity.
AUGAGAGGCCGCCGAGCGCCUCCUACUUCUCAGCCCAGCUCUUCAGGCCCCGAAGAGUCGGGAGUGGAAAGGGCCCCCACCCCCCGGACACCUGUGGCGCCGAAGAAUGGCAGUGCCGUAGAGAAGCGGAGGCUUCGCAAUCGUCUUUCGCAGCAAGCAUUUCGAGCUCGACAGAAUCUCGAAAUAAGUGAACUAAAGCAACGUCUAGCCCAGUUUUCCGGUUCCGAAAGCGAGCGCAACACCUUUCUCGUCCAGGAGAAUCAAGACUUGCGCCAACGGCUGUGGCGCUGUGAAACCAGUCUACGAAGUCUCCAGGCGACCUUGACGGGUAUCGUCGACUCGGUGGCAGAGACAAACAAAGGUGGUCUGAACAAUCAAGAUCACCGAGACGUGUAUCCUGUCGGUCCUGACCGAGGAGAUGCCAGCCGCAACGUAGAUUCAGCGUCGCCCGAGCCGCGGCCCCCAGCAGCGGAUGACAGUAGUUCCAGCAGAGUAGCGCUAUCAGGAAUGAAACAGGAAGGUGAGAACGGCACCACAUUGGACGUCUCCCUCGUCGAUGUGGACGAUGCCCCCAACAUCGCUGAGUUCGACGCCACCAGCACAGUCCUUGAGAUGGGAUUGAACUACACAACAAACGAACUGGCAGCUCCUCUAAUCGACACAUCAAGAGAAUCGUCUCUGCGAAAGCAGACCACAGAUAUUUCAUCAGACAAGGAUGCCAUCGACACCAGUGCCACCACGCUCCCAGGCACGAAUGCCCCCGGACAUGUGCCGAAAUUGCCUCCUAUCUCUACCAUCCAGACCUUUACAUUCACACCAGCCCGUGAGCUGCAGUUGCCGUUGGUGUCGAACUCUUCCGGGCAUUCCGAACACAUCGACGCCUACGAAAUGUGUGCGAUGGCUACUUGUCUGAGGGACCGACGCGACGUAGAUCCUCUUGUUCUCCUGCCAAUUGUAUCUGGCCUCAUAUCUGCCUUCGUCAAGUUCGCAUGGUCCGAGAUGGAGCCGUGGAUCAAAUAUGUCAAUGGGCCUGAUAGCUUGGCCAAAGUUACCCUGUGGCGGAUGGCUCCAGGCCCUGACACCUAUUCUGCGAUCCCGCCGUGUUUCCGCCCUACGCGGUUACAGGUGGCUGUGCCACAUCCAUCCUUCAUCGACUGGUGUGUGUUCCCUUUUCUCCGGGACAAGCUCAUCCAAUAUCACUCGGGAAACUCGGCCCUGGAUGAAAUCUGCAGCGACGUCGGUCUCGCUUAUGCCAUCCAAGCCGAUCUGUCCGAGCUCGUCGCUGGCGCCGAGUCCCUGUUGGUCAAUCUCAGCGUCCACGAGAUCAUCUACGGGAUCGACCAUUUUCCCUCGUGCUACGAGUUCCAUAGCUCCACUAAUUUGCCCGAGGUCAACCUACCAGCGCCAAACAUUUACACUCUGCUGCAUUCCAAAGAAUACGCAUGGUCGCUGUAUAAACACCUGCGGAUCUCCGAGAGGAUCGAAGACUUCCGGGUCGACCCGCGCUUGUUCGUCAAAUAUCCGGAAUUCUUCGAGCUCGACGAGAAGGUGGCCCAAGGGAUCCCUCUCAGAUCCAGCAACAAGGUUCCUUGGCCAAAGGCCCGCCCGCUGGACAAGACAAUGAUGGACUAUUAUCGCGGUUGUACCUCGGGGCGCACCGAUCAGACGGGUCACCAACUGUCCCUACAACUUUAA